Messenger RNA from Penicillium bovifimosum, 1101 nucleotides. RefSeq names its product SIR2 family NAD-dependent protein deacylase. Bases 1 to 1101 code for a protein of 366 amino acids. Lineage: Eukaryota; Fungi; Ascomycota; Eurotiomycetes; Eurotiales; Aspergillaceae. The record is from RefSeq and is a predicted model, not a curated record. Gene Ontology annotation, molecular function: histone deacetylase activity, NAD-dependent; NAD+ binding. The transcript has 2 exons.
AUGGGCAACGAAGAGUCGACCAUGGUGGACGACAAGGCGGCGCCGUCGGUGUUGGAGGCGCGUAGCGUGGAGGGAGUUGCCAAGUACAUCAAAGAGCAUAACGUGAAAAAAGUCGUGUUGAUGGUGGGAGCCGGCAUCAGCACUUCAGCAGGCAUUCCGGAUUUCCGCUCCCCUGACACAGGAAUCUACGCCAAUUUGGCCGCACUGGACCUGCCAUAUCCUGAAGCAGUUUUUGAAAUCGGUUUCUUCCGGGAGAACCCCAAACCUUUCUAUGCGUUGGCGCACGAGCUGUACCCAGGGCGCUAUCGCCCUACCAUCGCGCACUCACUCAUCAAAUUGAUCUACGACAAGGGGAUGCUCUUGAAGCACUUUACCCAGAAUAUCGACUGCCUCGAGCGCCAGGCCGGUGUGCCAGGCAACAAAAUCGUCGAGGCUCAUGGCAGCUUUGCGACACAGCGCUGCAUUGAUUGCAGGGAACCCUUCCCGGACGAUGAGAUGCACAAAAUGGUUUCCGAGUCCGAGGUCCCUCACUGCGUCAAGUGCAAUGGCCUCGUGAAACCCGACAUUGUGUUCUUUGGCGAAGCUCUCCCGUCGGACUUCUUCGAGAACCGCCAUCUGCUCGAAGAGGCGGAUCUCUGCAUUGUCAUGGGGACUAGUCUAUGCGUCCAGCCGUUUGCUAGCCUGCCCCAGGGCAUUCGCCCGGGCGUGCCUCGUGUGCUCAUCAAUAUGGAGCGUGUCGGGGGUCUCGGGUCACGAAAGGACGAUGUUUUGGUCCUUGGUGAUUGUGAUGCUGGUGUCCGCAAAUUCGCCGAGGCCAUGGGAUGGGCAGAGGAACUGGAGGCAGUGUGGGAAGAAACAAACCCCGACCCCAAAGCAAGGGCGGAGGAAGAUGCUCCCCCGUUAACCCGGGAUGAACGCCUGCAGGAGGAAGUGGACCGGCUGACCGAGGAGAUCGAUCGCAGUCUAGCGUUGACAGAUGCAUACCAGAACAAAGUACGCGACAAACUGGAGAUACACGAGGGAGAGGAAGAGGCACACCGCCAGUCUGGUAGCGGUCUCGCCCAUGUUUUCCCUCAUUUGGCGCGUAAGCCGUCACAUUAA